This is a messenger RNA of Pseudoliparis swirei, 2473 nucleotides long. It is a transcript of the gene nr1h5, whose product is annotated as nuclear receptor subfamily 1, group H, member 5. Bases 145 to 1626 code for a protein of 493 amino acids. The record is from RefSeq and is a predicted model, not a curated record. The transcript is spliced from 11 exons. NCBI's taxonomy places the organism in Eukaryota, Metazoa, Chordata, Actinopteri, Perciformes, Liparidae. Gene Ontology annotation, molecular function: RNA polymerase II cis-regulatory region sequence-specific DNA binding; nuclear receptor activity; zinc ion binding. Gene Ontology annotation, biological process: negative regulation of transcription by RNA polymerase II; cell differentiation; negative regulation of inflammatory response.
AAGUCAACAUUACAAAAAGUCGGAUAGUUGGACAAAGGGAGAGGACGUCGGGACACUCGGUGCAGCAGCAACGCUCCCACCAUCAGAGUGCGCGUGUGAAGAUAAAUCCUGUAUUACUUGCCGGAGAGAGGAUAUUCUGUCCAGAUGAGAGAGUGGACUGAGUUGGAGAUGAGCUUUUCGGCCGGGGGGUUUCUCUCCGCCUCGGAUGGUUUCUGCUCCACAGAGCAGCUCCAGUAUUACGACAUGCUGGCGGACCCUCUGGGCUACCCCCUUCAGGACCCUGACCUGCAGCUGCUCCCUUGCAGCCAGCAGCAGUACAGCCCCGCCAACCUGUCAUUCUCCCUCUACGGCUCUCCGCCCUCCUCCACCUCCUCUCCGUCCUCUUCCUCUUCCUCCUCGCAGCCCUGCCAUCCUCCGUACCACUACAGCCCUCAUUGCCUGGAGGCCCCCUGUGACCCCAGCCUGGAGCCCCACUGCGGGGUCCUGGCUCAGGGGUUCGGACUGGGCGCACUGCCGCUGGGGCGGAGGACGCGGGUGGUGUCGGGAGGGAAGGGCAGAGGUCAGGAGGAGCUGUGUGUGGUGUGUGGAGAUAAAGCGUCGGGGUAUCACUACAACGCUCUUACCUGUGAGGGAUGCAAAGGCUUCUUUCGCCGUAGUGUGACUAAAAAGGCUGUGUAUCAGUGUAAGAGUGGCGGUGGCUGUGAGAUGGACAUGUACAUGAGGAGGAAGUGCCAAGACUGCCGGCUGAAGAAGUGCCGUGCUGUGGGGAUGCUGGCUGAGUGCCUUCUGACCGAGGUGCAGUGCCAGUCCAAACGACUGAGGAAAGGCGGUAAGGUCAGAGGACACAAGGAAGAGGAGAACACAGACAACAAGAGGGUCAGCUCUACCAGCAGGCUACCCGGGCAGGCUCCGUCUGCCAGUUUAACCCGAGACCAGAAGUACCUCGUGGACCGGAUGGUGGAGGCCCAUCAGCUGUACACAGCACAGGACAGCAGCCACUGCAGGUUGCUUGAGUGGUCGUGUGCAGAAGAAGGGGGGGGCGUGUCCGACGCCGCGUCGUCACAACUGCAACGGCUGCUCCAGUUUGCCAGGAUGGUGCCGGGGUUCGACCUCCUGGACUUUCCCGACCAGAACUCUCUCUUGUCCAUCUCAUCGCUGGAGGUCAUGUUCCUGCUCUCAGCACAGCAGUUCUCCCACAACCCAACGAGCCCCAGUCCAGCCCUGCAGAUGUUCAGCAUGUCAUCACACAACUGGUUGAGAAAUGUAGCGUCAAAGGAAAACAUCCACAGUGGGAUGAUGAUCAAUUCAGGUGGAAGUGAGGAUCUCUUCGGGCCGGUGCUCAACUUCUUCCACAGCAUGGCGAUGCUGCGAGUGACGGAGGCCGAAUACGCGUUGCUCACGGCAACAGCUCUGCUCUGCUCAGACCGUGCGUCCCUACAGGCUGCCAGCUGCGUUGAGAGAAUGCAGGAGCUGAUCCUGGACCUGCUGUCCAGGGUGUGUGGGGCCCAGGCCGGAGCUGCGCGAGGGGGCCCUCAGCGCUUCGGUCGCCUGCUGGGCCGCCUGACAGAGCUGCGGACGCUUCGCCACAACUACCUCCUGCUGACGCAGCGGCAUCUCGGACACUGACGGAGGAACCGCCACGGUUCUGGUGUUUGGAACCGCCACGGUUCUGGUGUUUGAAUUGAAGGACUAGAAGUAUUUUCACCUGAUAAUCAGACUGUGAUGGACUCUUUGGGGUCACACACACACACACACACACACACACACACAAUUUUAGCUCAUGAUGGGACUGAAAUGUGUUUGUAGUUUGUCUGGACAAGAGAUAUUUUAUUAGCCUUUUUUUUAUAUAACUGUUGUAUAAAGCUAACAUUUAUAAUUAACGGUACUUUUCACUGUGUUGAAUAUUGUUAGAAUAAAAAUAAAACACCAACUGUGUGUGAGCUGGAGUUCACCAGUGGAAGAGGUCAGGGCCUUAAUGGACAUCACUUAUAUAUUUCUCAAGUGAUUAUUGUAAAUUAUUACUUGAAUGCAAAUUUCUAUUAUUUUUGAUUUAAAAAGCAACAACAUAAAACUGCACUGAGGUUCCCGACCAUUUAUUUCUCAAAAUGUAGAAAUGCUAUUGAGACUAAAUAUGUUGUAAAAAUAUACAGGUAGUGCAAGCUUAAGGUAUAUUUUCUCAUUUAAUAAUUAUGGAGCUCUCGACAAUAAAGUGGAUAUCCAACAGUGAGCGAUGGCGGUCGGUCUUGUGUGAAAUACAAACGCAAACUUAUCUGUUCAAAUGUCGGCUGCACGUUUUUAAUACCCCACUCCAUUCGUUUGAAAUACCAUUUAAUAUUCUAUUGUCCAAAAAGAGUUGAAAGAGAUAACCAAAAAUAAAUUCAGAUAUAAAGAACAAUUGGCUCAAUGUGAUGUAUGCUCUGAAUGUAUACCCCAAAAAUAUGAAAUGUCACUUAAAAAAAAGACUAUGACUUUU